Molecule: messenger RNA, 2319 nt
Organism: Helianthus annuus (common sunflower)
Lineage: Eukaryota; Viridiplantae; Streptophyta; Magnoliopsida; Asterales; Asteraceae
Product: protein SUPPRESSOR OF K(+) TRANSPORT GROWTH DEFECT 1
Exons: 2
Coding region: 246-605 (119 amino acids)
Biological process (GO): vacuole organization; endosomal transport
Molecular function (GO): ATP hydrolysis activity
Source: RefSeq, a predicted model, not a curated record
UACCACUUUUUUCCUUUUUUUCUACCCCAAUCGUGUGUCUACAAAACAUAUUUCUUCACCUCUACAUCUCCUGAUCACCACCAUCAUCAUCUCCUUUUUCCCUAAAUUCACCUAGGGUUUCACUCCACAACCACCCCAAUUUCAUCACCAUGUACAACAACUUCAAAGAACAAGCAAUCCAGUAGGUAAAGCAAGUCGUACAAGAAGACAACGCCAGAAAUUACGCAAAACCUUUCCCUCUUUACAUGAACGCCUUGGAGUAUUUCAAAACUCACUUGAAAUACGAGAAAAACCCUAAGAUUCGAGAGGUGAUUACGCAGAAAUUCACUGAGGAGGAAAUUAGGGCUGUUAUGGAUGACGGUGGCACUAGACCGGCGGCGAACGGCGGUGAUGCGGUCGUGGCGGCGAGGCCGAAGACGAAAUCUAAGGAUGGGGAAGGUGGAGGUGGAGGUAGAAGGGGGGAUGGUGAGGAGAAUUCGAAAUUUAGGGCUGGAUUGAACUCUGCGAUUGUUAGGAAGAAACCUAAUGUGAAGUGGAGUGAUGUUACGGGACGUGAGAGUGCGAAACAGGCGUUACAGGAAGCGAUUAUUUAUUCUGCCCGUUAAAUUUCUGCAGUUCUUUACAGGCGUUGUAGGAAGCGGUACCAAAAGCAUCAUGCAAUACCCGACCUGAUGCGGAAGAUUGCUCCCUUUUCAUUCUAACUGGGACAUGCAAGCUUGGUUCGUUGUGCAAGUUCAAUCAACCAGUUUUAACGCAAAAUCUGGUAUUUACUCUCUUUGCUAGAUAAAGUUGGUUUUUUGGUUGAUAAAUAAUACUAUUUUGGGUGUAUUGAUUUGUGUUUAUAUGAUGUUUAGGUGAAGGUUGAUGGAAAUGUGGUGAGUUUUCCCUUUUAAUAUCAUUUUAUUGCACAUCACUACAAUGAAUUUAAGACUGUGUUCUGUGUUAUUGUAUCUAUUUAAUGCUGAAUCAUUUUUUUCUCUAAAAAUGGUUAUCUCUUGACCUGAAAUUUCAAACAAACUUUGAGCAUCAACCAUUGAUUAAUAAACAAUCUGUACACUAAUUUUCUCUAAAACUGGUUGAUUGAACUUGCAGAACGAACUGAACUCCCAGUUAGAAUGAAAAGGGAGCAAUCUUCCGCAUCGGGUUGGGUAUUGCAUGUACUGUUUCAUCUUUCUUUCACCAGGCAGAAAAUUUUUGUUGUUUUGAGUUAACUGCAGAAGGUUUACUUGAAUAGAUGAGACAGAGGUAUGUAUGUGGUUGGGACCAAAACGCCUGCCUGAUAUGUUUUGUUAUCAGGAAUGAAUCCGCGUCGAGUGGGCAAAUAUGAGGUUGGAAGGAAUGGACUAUUGGUGAAGGAACUUUUGCAAAAGUCAACUUUGCAAGGAAUUAUGAAACUGGUUACCAUGUGGCUCUCAAGAUCCUUGAUAAAGAAAAAGUCGUUAAACAUAAAAUGGCUCAACAGGUCCAUGGAUGCCUCAAAUAUUUAUUUACACUACUAUCUAACACAUCUUCACCUGCAUCUUCCGGUCAUUACACCGCUAAUAUCUGUAUUCUCCAUUCAAUCGCAUGAUAUUCUUGGCAAGAUGAUGCUCUGAUCUGGAGUGAAUCAGGGUACAAGCAAGACCAUCGUAUCUGCGACGGUGCUCCUGUCCGGUUCUGGUAGGAAGCUAGGGUUCCAACCAAUUUCUGGCGACUCAGAUGCGUUUCCAAUGAACCAAACGCUGGCCCGAAUAGAUGUGAGGUCUGAAUUUCUGCAAUCAUUUGUCAAUUUUGAGUAUUAAUGUCUGAUUUCAGAUCUAUUGUGUAUUGGUUUGUGGUAUUUUUUAUUUAUUUUUAUGUAUAAAAACAAAGCAAUCAUUUCCGACUUACUCUAAUUGUUAUCCAGCCUUUUAUGAUGAAUAUUGGGAUUUUGGUACUUAGAAAGUGUACGCACGCCAGAUGUUCGUCAAAAUGCUUGUAUGACAAAAUUUACAUUAGUUUUAUGGUUCACUAAUGAAUACACAGGUGGUGAGGUUGGUUUGUCGUUGUUCUUUGCUUGAUUUCUGAUUGGUGUGUUUAUGUUUUCAUAGCCGCAGCCGCAAGCUUUUCCGAUGACCCACUGUCGUAACGUUUCCACCUAUUCGAUUAGGGUUUGUUUGAACGGUUUUGGACAAAGUUGGUACGACUUGGUCAAUAUAGAAGUUAUGGAGGAGUUCUUUGGUGGAAAUCGGUUCAGGUUAGAAAGGGUUUAUAGGAACGUACAGAGGAGUGGCAUCUGAGGGGUCGGAUUCGAGAUAAUAUCUCCUGUCCAGAAGGGCAACAAGCUGAGAAGAAACAAGA